GAAAACCACAUCUUCAUUUACCCUUCCAUCUCCCAACAACUACCAACCAAAUCAUUUACUUCCCACUCAUAAAAUCUCACUAUAACAUCCCAUUUUUCUUACUCUUACCAUCUCACUCGCCCAAAAUCACUUUUACUCCAAAAAAAUCACUUUUACUCCAAAUCAAUUAAACCCUCAAACAACCUUCAUAUCAAAAUCAAUGUCUCCUCCAAGAAGAGUAAAGGGAAAGGGAAAAGAUGACGAUGAUCAUCAAUCCACCAAGUCUGGCCCAUUGAACCUUGGAAGUUUGAUUCGAUCCUCUAAAGAGAAGAGGUCGCUACUUGCUUUCAGGAACAAAACUCUGACAACCCCUAAGUAUGAUUUGAAAGGAGAGGCUAAGGUAAAAAUGACUUCAAGGAAACAUGAAAUCAAUGUUGGGGUUGCCAAUAAGAAUAUAGGAAUUUUCAAGGAUAAAGACGUAAUUUUAAGCAUAGGGAAACCACUUCUUCAACGGAUCCUAUACUUGAAGAUGUCAUCACUAAUGAAGUUCUCUACAACAAGAUGUGCAACAUUAAGAACCUAGUCACAACCGGCUUUCGUGACAUUUUCCUUGAGAUAGCCGAAUUAAACAAUACCAAAAUCAUGACCAAGAAGAAAGUGACGAAGAAUCGGAGGAAGAAAGUGACUAAAGCCUCUAAUUGUGUUUUCCUUGUGUAUUUUAUAAUUCCUAGUCAUGUCUAAGUAGUAUGCUAUUGUCAUUUCUCUAUUCAUUUUUGUUAUUGUUUAAGUCAUGUUCCAUGUUAUGUUUUACUAUGUAACUUUAAGACAUUUAUCAUGUUGUGACCUAUAUGGUUGAAUUUGUUAUGCAAUUCUGUGUUAUUU
Lathyrus oleraceus (garden pea) is the source of this 861-nucleotide messenger RNA. RefSeq lists its product as uncharacterized. The transcript is spliced from 2 exons. The record is from RefSeq and is a predicted model, not a curated record. NCBI's taxonomy places the organism in Eukaryota, Viridiplantae, Streptophyta, Magnoliopsida, Fabales, Fabaceae. Bases 200 to 562 code for a protein of 120 amino acids.